AUGAUAAUAAAAUUUAUUUUAUUUAUUCUAUUUAUUAAAACAUAUAAUAGUUUUCAGUUUAAUUAUAAAAUAUUACCAAAGAGUGACUAUAAACACAAUUGUGUAAAAAAAUUUCCAUCUGUAAAUUAUUUUUAUAAGUUUCAAAAUGUAAAAUCUAAGGAAUUUAAAAAUAAAAUUUUGUCUUUUUUUUCAAAUUAUUUCAAUAGAGAAUCUGAUAAAUAUACAUUAAAUCAAGAUGAGAAAGAUUAUUUAAAUAAAUUAGGAGUAAGCGAAAAUGAUGAUUAUAAAGAUUUAGUUAAAUCACAUGAAGAAUACAUUAAAACAAUUAGCGAUAUUAAGAGCAAAUUAAAAUAUAAAGAUUUAUUUUUUUUUAUUACCCAAAAAUUAAUUCAUAAAAAUUUAUAUGAAUUUAAAAGAAAACAGAAAUAUAAUAUAUUUCAAAAUGAUGAAUACACUAGCGAAUUAUCUAUUGAUUAUGUGAAAAAUUCUAACAUUGAAGAAAAAUUUAAAGAGAUAUUAUUAAAAAAACUAAGUAGAGAAAACAAUAGUCAUAAAUUUCGCCUUUUACGUAUUUUUAAGUGGAAAAGUGCAUCAGAUAUAUUUAACAUUAGUAAAUUAAUUAUUCCAAUUGCUUCUAUCGGUUUGUUUUUAUCAAAAAUGGCAAUUUUUUCAGUUGUUGUAAAUAUGAUAAUAACUGCACAUUUUUUGACUUUCAAAAAAGAUCAAAAAAAAAAAAUGAAAAUUUCUACUUUGAUUUUAACCAUGGUAUUAAUACUAGUACACUCUUCAUUUGGUAUAGUGUGUAAUAGCAUAUUCUUUCACUAUUUUAAGUUUAAUAUACCUACAUACAUAAAAAGAGAGAACAUUUUAUCUAUAUUCGUCAAUAUACAAUUAUAUAUAGCAUCCUUAAUUUAUUUUACUAAUAACAAUAAUCAUGAAAAUGAAGAUGUAAAUGAAGAUGUAAAUGAUUCUAUAUUUAACAAUAUUGAUUUCGAUGAUGAAUUUUCAUUAGAGAAAAAUAAAUAA
Plasmodium gallinaceum is the source of this 1026-nucleotide messenger RNA. RefSeq names its product conserved Plasmodium protein, unknown function. Bases 1 to 1026 code for a protein of 341 amino acids. NCBI's taxonomy places the organism in Eukaryota, Apicomplexa, Aconoidasida, Haemosporida, Plasmodiidae. The transcript has 4 exons. The record is from RefSeq and is a predicted model, not a curated record.